Messenger RNA from Cuscuta europaea, 3125 nucleotides. The record is from the annotation of a GenBank genome assembly. NCBI's taxonomy places the organism in Eukaryota, Viridiplantae, Streptophyta, Magnoliopsida, Solanales, Convolvulaceae.
UAAACUUAACACUUUGACUUCACACAAAUUAAGGAAAUAAAUUUGACUUUACUGUAGAGUACACUGUUGUGACACUGGUUGGAACUGCUUGACACUGGUUGGCACUGUUUUGCACUGUUUUGAUGUAGAUAAUUUGUCAAAUAAGGAAGGGAAAACAAGUAUGAAGAUUAUUUUGGACUUACCUAAAAUGGAAAGUGUGAAGUUUAUUUAGGAACGAAGGGAGUAUUAAUUUUUAAUCCAUCCGUAUUGUGAAUAAAAUUCAUAAAAUGAGAUACAAAUUUGAUUUUGUUUUAAAUGCAAUUUUUGUAAUUUUAAUGGAAGUGAAAAAUACAAAUGUAGUUUUCAAUGUAAUUUAUUAAUAAAUAGAUAGUACAUACAAUAAUAAAUUUAAUACUACAUCUAACGUUGUGUGAUCGGUCCUGCUCCGUCCCCGCCGCCAGUGUUCCAAGCCCCCAUUCUGUCUCCAUGGUAAAAUGAUGAAUCCAGAAAUAAGGAAACAAAGUUAUCCGUAUGUGUGGAGUAGUGAUAAGAAUCUUAAUUCGACGGUGGUUGAUCAAAUGAGAUACCUUGAUGAGUUGAGAAUUUAGGGGGCGGUUGUGAUUGCUCAUCCCCACCUUCAUUUUCAUCUGCAUCAUCCUCUUGCUCGUUUCCACUUCAUCUCCAUCUUUAUAAUGAGAUAUGCCCCGGUGGAGCAUCUCUUUAUCACCUACACCCAGGGCCAACCAUUGUAGCCAUUCUUUAAUGUCCUCAUAACUCGCCUGGUUGGUGACGAGCUGAUACACAUCGUGAACACCUUGCUUCUGCAUGAAAAUGGAACACGUGUAAAUAAUAUCACAUGAUAUAUGUGAAUGAAUAUGGUAUGCAUAAGGCCCGAAUAAAUUAUACCUACCAAAACUUCUCUCCCCUGGGAAAAAUUGUCCCAGUUCUUUUGCGAUGAUGAAGGUGUCGAUUCUGGGAAUUCUGAGUGUUUAAUCGUGUUUCUCGCUAGUUUUAUUUGAAACUGGAAUGAGAUUUUAAGGUAUAAUUUUGAAAAAAUAGAAGACAAAGUACGAAGGUUACUAUUCAUGAGCUUCAUCGUUUUUCCGAUUCGUUGAACUUCGAACGAUGUUUCUUGGUUUCUAAUCUGAUACUUUGCUGUUAUUAGAAUUGCAUUUUUGUCCUACUGUGAUUUCCGUUCUUGAAUUUUAACCUAGAGGAAAUACGAAGUUCGAAAUCGCUACUGUUCAUUUUCGAUUUUGCUGUUUUGGGCGUCUGCCAUGUCUGCGAAACAAGUACGGGGACUGGGGAAUGCGUCCAGGGCAAGGACUACCAGGUCCACCUUCUCAGUACUUCAGGACUCAGAUGUGGAGUUCCCUGCGCUGCUGUCUGGCAUCCCCGCGAAGAAGACAAAGAAAAGAAUCCCUGCUGCUGUCCGGCAUCCCCGCGAAGAAGACAAAGAAAAGAAUCCCUGCUGCUGAAAUUUCACGUGCUAAAAGGGAAGUCUCACCUACUGUAACUGUAAUAGAGGCUGGAAUGAGUGUCAAUAUGAAUGGGGAAGAAGCUGGGGCUAUCAAAACUACACCUGCUGCGACUGAUUCAGGCCUGAAAAUUGGGCAGAUUGAGCCUCAGCAAAAACAACCUGGGAUCGUGACCCAAGGCAUGGCGGUCCCUCCUAAAGGAGAAAUUUUGGACUUUGGUGGUCAAGUUUUACCCUCUAUGGUUGAAAUGUGGGACCAUUGUCUAGUUGGACACUUCACCGGAAAAUUCUCCGGACUCAAAGUGAUUCAUGACAUGAAAACUAAGUGGGGUGUGAAAUGUCUAGGGAGGUCCCACAAUAGGGGUUGGAUAAUUUUCAAAUUCGAAAGUGAAGAGGAUAGAAUGAAGGUACUACAUGAGGGAUCAUACACCGCUUUUGGGAAACUCCUAAUGCUCGAAAAAUACUCAGAAGAUUUCUCUUUUGAGGAUGAAGAAUUUCUAAAGAUACUAAUUUGGGUUAAGUUUCCUAAAUUACCAAUGAAGUUAUGGAAUGAUGAGGCUAUGAGUGAGGUAGUCUCUAUGGUUGGGGUCCCAAUAACUACGGACAAGAUCACUCAAGAGAGGUUUGCUAGAGUGUUAAUAGAAGUUGAUGUUUCAAAGCCACCACCGCUAUGUUUUCUUAUAUGACUACCUUCCCAAAAGGUAAUCAAACAAAGUUAUUAUAUGAAACUUUUCCUAAUUAUUGUUUUCAUUGUGAGGAAUAUGGGCACAACCCUUUUAUUUGUAAUAAGCUAGUCAAACGGGUUGAUGAAGAAAGGGAGAAAGAACAAAAUUAUGACAAAAUUGAGGAUUUUGGAAUGGUGGAUAGUCGGCCAGUAGCUGCUGCUCAGGGAUACCCGACCGGGUAUUCCCCUGGCCCGACCGGGUCCCCUGAAAAUACUGAAAAAACUACAUUGACUGCUGCCCAGGAGCCUGAGCCUGCUCCCUACCCGCUCGGAUGCACACAUGAUCGGGUUUGCAGGGCAGAAACAUGCCCAGGGGUCUUCUGUGACCAUGCCAGCUGCCCAGGGACGUUCUAACAUGCUAAAGACUCCGAGGUUAUUUUGGAAGAUGUUGAAAGGAUUGUGACGGAUGAAAGUGAUGUGAAGCAAAUUGAUGGUGUCGUCAAAUGUGAGGUAAUAAAAGGUAAGACGCUCAAGUUAGUUGUCAAACCUUUUAAAUUUGUGCAUGCUAGUGUGGUUAGAGUCGAUACCUCUCUCCGACUUACGGAUGAUUUGGAUAGGAAGGGCCUGACAUUCACCUCUCUCCGACAUUCACUUACGAAUACCACUUACGAAGGUUUGCUUUGAUUCAAAGUUCACUACUCCUUUCCGAUUUUUCAAUAUGUUGACUGUGAGGACAAUAGUCUUGAUUUUGUGGUAUCCCAUUUAUUAGGAUAUGCACUUUUCUUGUAACAUUAACUUGUUAUUUCUUUGGAUGUUAAUGUAUAUGUUACAUUUCAUCCAAAAUAAAUAUGGUAUGCAUUCAAAAACUUACGAAAAGACCACCCUCGCGUGUUGUUGGGGUGUAGCCUGUCACGGGCACAUUGUGAGAAGAGUUCUGCACACGUGUCAUCCCAUACCGCUUGUACCAUCGACGGUACCUAUCACUCGCUUCGAGGGACGUAAGUC